Mytilus trossulus (common blue mussel) is the source of this 728-nucleotide messenger RNA. RefSeq names its product calmodulin-like. NCBI's taxonomy places the organism in Eukaryota, Metazoa, Mollusca, Bivalvia, Mytilida, Mytilidae. The record is from RefSeq and is a predicted model, not a curated record. Bases 109 to 555 code for a protein of 148 amino acids. Gene Ontology annotation, cellular component: myosin II complex. Gene Ontology annotation, molecular function: calcium ion binding. The transcript is spliced from 5 exons.
CACGUCAACACACUAUAGAAAUAUUCGUAUAGUCAAAUAUAAUCUAUUAAUACAAAUCCAAUACGCUAUAUCAAAACAUCUCAUUUGAACUCAGGUGGCCAUAUCAAAAUGACAGACCCAAAAGAACAACUGAACUUAGAGUUUAAAGAAGCAUUUUUAAUGGUUGAUAAAACUGAUACGGGAAUUAUACCAAAAACAGAACUAGGAAAAUGUGUCCGAGCCUUAGGACUGAAUCCUCCAGAAAUAGAAAUCUCAGCAAUUCAAGCAACAGUUGAUCCCGAAGGUAAUGAAACAAUAGACUACGAGACGUUUCUAUCAUAUGUUGAGACAAAGUCUAAAGAAGUUCACCCAGACGAUGAACUACGAGAAGCUUUACGUGUUUUUGAUAGAGAUGACAAUGGAUACAUAAGUGCAGAGGAGUUAAAACGAAUGAUGAUAACAUCCGGUGAAAGUUUAACGGAAGAGGAAGCAGAUGAGAUGAUGAAAUUGGCAGACAAGGAAGGAAAUGGACGAGUAAACUAUGAUGACUUCGUAAAUAUGAUGCUAUCCGUUUGAUGACUACAGCACAGUGUUAUUCUAUUUACAAACAUUUAUGCUGCCAAGUGUCCAGAACUGCAUGAACAGUAAAUGAUUAUAGCAUUUAAAAUCAACAUGAACUUUAUGUCAGACAUCAUUUAUAUUUACCGAAUGUUAUAUUCAAGGUUGAACAGACCAAUAAAACUUCUACA